AUGACUUCAAUGAGAAGGGUCUCUAGAGCUCAGUGUGCAAAUUGCACUUGUUCACCAGGAUUGUUGUCCAGAACUAAUAAGAGAAAAUCGUUAUUUGCUAAGCAAAUUGACAUCAAAAGGAGCGGCUCGGUGUCUCCCCGAGCAAUGUCAAGACAAGGAUCAGUAUUUACUAUUGAUGUUUCAAGCUUAUGUGUACCUGAAGUCAAAGAAGUUAACACAUCGAAGAGACUAGAAGCACUUCGAAGAGUGAUGGCGCAGCAUGAUUUAGGGGUUUACAUAGUGCCAUCUGAAGACCAACACCAGUCGGAGUACGUAUCCGCUUUUGACCAAAAGAGGAGCUUCAUCAGUGGCUUUCAAGGUAGUGCUGGUGUAGCGAUUAUAACUAGAGAUGUGACGUCUUUGAAUGAUGAACCGGAAGGUGCCGCAGCCUUAUCAACUGAUGGAAGAUAUUUCAAUCAAGCUACCAAUGAACUAGACUUUAAUUGGAUCUUAUUAAAGCAGGGCGCCAAGGGCCAGCCAACAUGGGAAGAAUGGGCUAUAGAUCAGGCAUGUCAAUUAUAUUCUGAUAGUGGUAAAGUAAUCAAGAUUGGUGUUGAUCCUAAAUUAAUAAGCUAUCAAUUAUAUCAAAAAAUGUCGGCUUUAAUUAAAAGCAAGAUAAAUUCGAAAAAAGUUAAUAUUGAAUUAGUCCCAGUCAAAGAGAAUUUGAUUGAUAAAAUAUGGGGAAAGUUUGAAGAAAUUCCGAGCGGGCCUUCUAGUAUUAUCAAGGUUUUGGAUGACAAAUACACAGGUCAAUCGGUUGCUGAAAAGUUGUCAAAUGUUACCUCCAUUAUUAAAAAGGAAGGGGCAAAUGGAUUGAUUGUUUCUGCAUUAGACGAAAUAGCUUGGUUGUUGAACCUCAGAGGGAGCGACAUUGACUACAAUCCUGUAUUUUAUGCCUACUUGAUAAUCACUGAUAAAAAUAUAAAAUUGUUUGCUGAUAACUUUCGGUUUGAUACCAAGGUCCAAGACUCUUUGAGGGAAAACAAAAUCAGUGUUGAGCCAUAUCUGUCGUUCUGGAAGAACUUACAGAAACUGUCAGAACAGUUUAAGGCUGAGAAUAAAAAAUUCCUACUCUCUAAUUCUUCUUCUUGGGAAAUUGCUAGAAACAUAGUGAGCUCAUACGAGCUAGUUAAAGUAUCUCCGGUGGAGGAACUUAAAGCGGUGAAAAAUGAAGUUGAAUUACGGGGUGCAAAAGCCGCUCAUCUAAAGGAUGGUAGAGCAUUGGUUCGGUUCUUUACUUGGUUAGAAAAUCAACUAAUAGACCAUCAAGAAUUAAUAGAUGAAGUCGAAGCGAGUGAUAAAUUGACUGACUUCAGAAGGGAUGAGGAAAACUUCGUAGGAUUGUCAUUUGAUACAAUAAGUGCAACAGGUUCCAACGCAUCAAUAAUUCACUAUAAAUCCGUUAAAGGUUCAUGCUCUGUCAUCAAUCCGAAUAAAAUCUAUUUGAAUGAUAGUGGAUCACAAUUUCUAGAGGGGACCACAGACACGACGAGAACUGUGCACUUUUCUGAACCUACGAGUGAACAAAUCAGAAAUUAUACUCUAGUUUUGAAAGGUAAUAUUUCUUUAAGUAAUUUGAAGUUUCCCGAAGGUACGACGGGCACAAUGAUUGAUUCGGUGGCUAGACAAUAUCUUUGGAAGGAAGGGUUAGAUUAUGCACAUGGUACUUCACAUGGCGUAGGUUCGUAUCUCAAUGUCCACGAGGGGCCUAUUGGUAUUGGACCAAGGCCAGGAUAUGCUUCUACUCCGUUAAAGCCUGGUCACUUGCUCUCUAAUGAACCAGGGUUUUAUGAGGACGGCGAAUACGGCAUUCGAAUCGAAAAUGUCAUGUAUGUGAAAAACAGCGGAUUGAAGUAUAAUGGAAAAGACUACUAUCUGUUUGAAACCGUUACAAGAGUUCCAUUUUGUCGCAAGUUGAUUGAUGUUCUGUUGUUAACAUCUGAAGAGAGAGAGUGGGUUGAUCUGUACCACAAAACUGUCUGGAAAGAAUUGUGCGAUUCGUUCCCGAAAAAUUCUUCUGAAUACCACUGGUUAAAGAAGGAAACAGCUCGCUUGUAG
Priceomyces carsonii is the source of this 2097-nucleotide messenger RNA. Its product is annotated as aminopeptidase P. The record is from RefSeq and is a predicted model, not a curated record. The transcript has a single exon. The coding region runs from base 1 to 2097 and encodes 698 amino acids. Lineage: Eukaryota; Fungi; Ascomycota; Pichiomycetes; Serinales; Debaryomycetaceae. Gene Ontology annotation, molecular function: metalloaminopeptidase activity.